AUGGAUAAUAUAGAAAUAAAAGACACAACAAAGUUGGAACGCGUUGGUGCUCACUCUCACAUUGUUGGCCUUGGCCUAGACAGUAAAUUGCAACCAUUGGACAUUGGAGAUGGCAUGGUUGGACAGGCACCAGCAAGAAAAGCCGCAGGUGUUAUUGUUAACAUGGUUAAGGUAUGUCUUUAUUAUUUUUUGUACUUCAUUGUUUAGGCCCGUUAAUUAUUCGAAAGUUUAGGAAAGUCAAAUUGCUGGAAGAGCUCUUUUGAUUGCUGGUCCGCCUGGAUCAGGAAAAACAGCCUUGGCUAUGGCAAUUUCUAAAGCUAUUGGACAAGAUACACCCUUCGUUUGGCUUUCAGCUAGUGAAAUCUUCUCGGUCGAUGUUAGCAAGACAGAAGCGUUGAUGCAAGCAUUCAGGAAAGCUACUGGAGUACGGAUAAAAGAAGAAACAGAGGUAGUUAAAUGAUUUUUCGAAAUUUAUUUGAAAUUAUAUUUUUUUCUAGAAUAACUUUUUUUUAGGUAUUGGAAGGCGAAGUUGUUCUGGUUGAAAUUGACCGUCAAAAUCCUAACAACUCUCAGAAAACUGGUCGCAUAGCUUUGAAGACAACAGAUAUGGAAGCUGUCUAUGAACUGGGUGCUAAAUUGAUUGAUGUCAUCUUUAAAGAACGCAUAUCAGCGGGUGAUGUUAUACAAAUCCAAAGAGCCGCGGGCAAAAUCACAAAAUUGGGAAGGUCGCUUAACAAACAAAAAGAUUUUGACGCCGUUGGUGCAAGUGUUAAGUUUGUCAACGUUCCAACUGGAGAGAUCCAAAAACGAACAGAACUUGUUCAGACGAUUUCACUUCAUGAUAUUGAUGUGAUCAACAGCAGAACUCAUGGGUAUCUUGCUGUUUUCUCCGGCGAUACUGGUGAAAUCAAGUCGGAAGUUAGGAACCAAAUCAACAAAAAGGUAUAAUUGAAGAUGUGUAUUAUCAAUAUAGUAAUUUUAGGUGAGUGAAUGGCGUGAGGAAAAGAAGGCGUCCAUCAUUCCUGGCGUUUUGUUCAUCGACGAAGUUCAUCUACUUGAUUUGGAAUGCUUCUCUUUCCUGAACCGUAUAAUCGAGAGCGACCUGUCACCUCUUCUUGUCAUCGCUACAAACAGAGGUCAUGUUGCGAUAAGAGGUACAGAACUCGUGUCUCCACAUGGCAUACCUUCUGAUUUAUUGGACAGAUCUUUGAUUAUUCCUACAUUCCCUUACAAAGAAGAAGUAAGUUUAAAUGCUUAUAGCUUUGAUGUUUCAAAACGUUUUACGAUGUCUAUCUAUGUUCAAUUUAAGGAUAUCAAAAAGAUCAUUGACAUUCGUGCUCAAGAAGAAAAUGUGGAAUUGUCAGCAGAUGCCCUUUCUAUUUUGGUUAAAACUGCGGUAAAUUCGACGUUAAGAUACGCAAUGCAACUCAUUUCGACUUCCGAUAUCGUUAGACAAAGACGUAAAGGUGAAAAAGUAAGAUUUCAAUUUUAAAAAUAUCUUUUCGUAGUUCAUGAAGAACUAUGUAAAACUAAACAUCAAUUUAAAAAUUCCAAUUUUUUUUUGCGCAAUGACAUCCUCCACUUUCUAGGUCGAGAUCUCAGAUAUCAAAAAGGUUUACAACUUGUUCCUAGAUCUCCCCCGUGCUUCGAAACUGGCACAUGAUGAUUUCCUCCAUUAA
Bursaphelenchus okinawaensis is the source of this 1679-nucleotide messenger RNA. NCBI's taxonomy places the organism in Eukaryota, Metazoa, Nematoda, Chromadorea, Rhabditida, Aphelenchoididae. The record is from the annotation of a GenBank genome assembly.